UUCCGGUGUCGCUGCGUUUCGGCCCGACAGCAGUUGGGUCAACAUGGCGCGUGCUCUGAGUGUCCUGCUCGGGGCGCGUGUCCGUGCUGCUGUCGUCUCUCGCUGUGGGUUCGCGACCCAGGGGGUGGCAGGCCCGGGAUCUACCGGCCGCGAGCCGGACCCCGAUUCCGACUGGGAACCAGAGGAGCGGGAGCUGCAGGAGGUGGAGAGCGCCCUGAAACGACAGAAAAACGCCAUCCUGUUCCAGAAAAUGCGGAGGCAAAUGGAGCCGCGAGGGGCCCCGCCCAGGACUCUGACCAGGGAAGCCAUGGAGCAGAUCCGGUAUUUACAUGAAGAAUUUCCAGAGUCCUGGUCAGUUCCCAGAUUGGCUGAAGGCUUUGAUGUUAGCACCGAUGUGAUCAGAAGGGUUUUAAAAAGCAAGUUUGUGCCCACAUUGGAGAAGAAACUGAAGCAGGAUCAAAAGGUCCUUCAGAAAGCGGGGCCUGCCCACUCGCUCCGCCAGCUUCCAGGCCCUGGGGAUGCCCGGGAGCUGCUUUCUGCAGGCCACCCUGUGUCAGGAGCUGAAGCCUCAUCCCAAGGCCACGGUCACAGCACAGCUUUGAGGGUGACAGAACCGAAUACUCAGAGUACAAACACACCGAGGAGACAGAAGGGAAGGAAUAAAGGAGUCCAGAGCCUGGAGAAGGAAAGCUUUGUGCCUGUGGCUGCAGCCCCAGGUCAGCACAGAGAGCUGCAGAAGUACUCCACCAGUGGGUGUGAGGGCGCCAGAGGCUCUGACAGUGAUGGAUUGCCAAGUGCGAAGGAGCUGGAAGCAUGGAAGGCAAGAGAACUGGGUGAGCAGAACUUCAGCAGCAAGGUAGUGCAGAGGGGGCGAGAGUUCUUUGACGACAAUGGGAACUUCCUGUACAGAAUUUGAACUGGAGCCGCCUGGAUUUCUGUGUGUGGAUGGUCCACCUUGGAAAUGAUGAGCCUGAAAAUGGAAGGAGCCGCUUGGAUUUCAGUCUGACAAGGGACAGUGAACUUCACAGGGCAGAUGUGUAUGCGGGCAGCAUGAAUAACAGGCUAGGUGUAGUCUAGUUCCCGGAGCAUGGCUCCUGCUCUGACCCUGUGGAUAUUCAGUACUCACCCUUCUUGCUUAGGCUUUCUAUGUGUCGAAACCAGCCUGUGUCGCAUGUGUUAGGAGUUCGUUGUAUUUGCAAUAUGUGUUUGGGAGGAAUUGAAAAGUUUUCCUUCUGACAUCGUUUGUUUCUUGAUUAAUGAACACUAACAGUUCUGGAGCUGCUUAAUCAAUUGGUUGUAUUCAUUUUGCAAAAUAAAGUGAAAUGUAGCAGUC
This is a messenger RNA of Eptesicus fuscus (big brown bat), 1333 nucleotides long. RefSeq names its product neugrin, neurite outgrowth associated (gene NGRN). The record is from RefSeq and is a predicted model, not a curated record. The transcript is spliced from 3 exons. Lineage: Eukaryota; Metazoa; Chordata; Mammalia; Chiroptera; Vespertilionidae. Gene Ontology annotation, cellular component: nucleus. The coding region runs from base 44 to 916 and encodes 290 amino acids.